Molecule: messenger RNA, 1651 nt
Organism: Aedes albopictus (Asian tiger mosquito)
Lineage: Eukaryota; Metazoa; Arthropoda; Insecta; Diptera; Culicidae
Product: CLIP domain-containing serine protease B4-like
Exons: 3
Coding region: 147-1358 (403 amino acids)
Biological process (GO): proteolysis
Molecular function (GO): serine-type endopeptidase activity
Source: RefSeq, a predicted model, not a curated record
GAAUCGUUCUACCAAUACAUUUUGUACAUGUAACUCUUUUUGUUUUAAUCUUCCUAUUUCCUAAUCAGCUCCAUUUAUGCGUGAGCUGGGGAAGAUCAGUCUCUCGUUGGUUAGCUCGUUAAGAAGACGUGCAGUAUUGAUUCACAAUGAGUUCGAGGGUGUUUUAUUUGAUAGCUGGAUUAGUCAUCUACUUGAUCCAUCAUCAGACCUAUGUGCAGGGAGAAAAUGUGAUAGCGGAGGAUGGAGAUGAGGUUUCCAAGGAGCUGGUGGAGACAUCGAGUGCACCGGCUUUCGUUCGCAGUAGGUUCAAUUUACGAAUUUGGUCUACAACGGAAGCAGCUAGUACUACAGAAAAUGGCAGAUUGGCACUGGAAACAAGUUCUACGUCGGAAAUGCCAUCAACAUCGAUGAAGAUAAAAACCAAGACUAACCGAUUCAGGAACGUCGAAACAACUACGGUUGAGAUGAAGAAAGAAAUGAACAUUACGGAGGAAGCAACUACUCCCAAUCAAUUGUCCACAACUACAGCCAAGGUAGAAGUUGAGGAACCAACAACCCCCAAAACGAAGCUGAACAAGCUUUCCUCUCCUGAAUGUGGAGAAUUGAAUGGCGACGAUGUACCGUGGAUAGCCAUCUUGGAACACACCAAUCCCAAAGGAGGUGCCCGUAAGAAGACACUGAGCAAAGGGGUGCUGAUUGAUGAUCGUCAUGUGCUGACUACUAUUUCCAGCAUCCACAAUUCGUAUCCGUUUUGGGUGGUGACAGGGGUUCGCUUGGGCGACACUCCAACGUGGGCUGCUUCCAAGGGAUCUAAGGAAAUCAACACCAGGAAGCAAGAUGUAGUGUCGGUGGCAGUGAAAAAUGUGUUCCUACACGAGAAGAAAGACAUUGCAGUGAUAAGAUUGGCCGAACGAGUAAAUGUUACGGAUAAGAUUCGACCGGUGUGCCUGCCAACGAGCGACCGUUUCAACUUCACCGACAUGUACUUUCACAUCUGCAAAAAGGACAAAUCGGACUUCGGACGACCGAGUACCGCUAGUAAACUGGUUGCCGUCAACUAUCUUAGUCAGAAGGAUUGUCAGAUUUUGUUCCGUAGGCAUCAAGCCGAGCUUGGUUUGAAGGAAUUUUGUGUUUGGGACGAAACCGGAGACAACUGCACGGGUGAUCUGGGAGGACCGUUGAUGGCUAAGCUGAAUGGACGAUACCAUGUAGUGGGCCUUAAUUCGUAUGCUCUGGCAAAGUCGAAAAUCGACAGCGAAGGACUGCCCGGAGUAUACGUGCGUGUGGGCUCCUUCCUCAAGUGGAUCCAAGCGGUGCUCAAAACCGAAUUCGAUGAUUUGUCUGAUGGACCAGCGUGAACCGAUUAACAAAAAGACACGCAAAGGAAAAAAGCAAAACUGGAUUAGUGGAGCGGUAUGGUAUCUCCAUAACAUAUGUGUAGUUAGAUUAGGUUUGAUAGCACGCAGCGUAGCAGAGCGCACAGUUCAUGACCGACGAGAAGUGUGCGCACCGUCUCCGGACAGCACGCGAAUGUAUUUAUUUUUAUUAGCAUUCUGAAUGGAGGCAGUCUGAGUGCACAAUAAGUGGAAUGCCUCAUGUUCUAGAACGGAAAAUAACUUUGACAGUACAACCGGUUCCCUUGCGACGCUGA